Messenger RNA from Neoarthrinium moseri, 621 nucleotides. RefSeq lists its product as uncharacterized. Lineage: Eukaryota; Fungi; Ascomycota; Sordariomycetes; Amphisphaeriales; Apiosporaceae. Gene Ontology annotation, molecular function: structural constituent of ribosome; mRNA binding. Gene Ontology annotation, cellular component: cytosolic large ribosomal subunit; ribosome. The record is from RefSeq and is a predicted model, not a curated record. Gene Ontology annotation, biological process: translation; maturation of LSU-rRNA from tricistronic rRNA transcript (SSU-rRNA, 5.8S rRNA, LSU-rRNA). Bases 1 to 621 code for a protein of 206 amino acids. The transcript is spliced from 4 exons.
AUGGCCGACCAGCAGGCGUGGUGGGACAAUCCCGCCUGCGUCUAUCUCAUCGGAGUGUGCAUCAAGUACAAGAUUGACCCCUACAUCGAAACGUCCGUCCCGCGCUUCAGAUCCGCAGACAACCUCGAGUGUGUCCGACGCCUCCAGCUCAUUCGAAGAACCGACAACCACUCGCGAUCUCGCACCCGACCUACUAACCCCCCUCAGCAAGAUGGCACACAGAGGCUAAUCAUCAUGUCCUACCAACAGUCAUCCUCGAAGGUCAAGGCCGGUCCCCUCUGGACCAAGAACAAGGAGGACCUGCAGAAGCAGCUGGGCGAGCUGAAGACCGAGCUGGGCCAGCUCCGCAUCCAGAAGAUCAACUCGUCGGGCGCCAAGCUGAACCGCAUCCACGACCUCCGCAAGUCGAUCGCCCGCGUUCUCACCGUCAUCAACCUCAAGCAGCGCGCCCAGCUCCGCCUGUUCUACAAGAACAAGAAGUACUCGCCGCUGGAUCUGCGUCCCAAGCAGACCCGCGCAAUCCGAAGACGGUUGUCUCCCGCCGACGCCGCCAAGACCCUUGAGAAGACGAAGAAGCGUUCCACCCACUUCCCUCAGCGCAAGUACGCCGUCAAGGCCUAA